AUGGCCUCUUCUAUCGGUGCCCGAGAGAGCCAGGCCGAGUUUUACAAGGAGAACGAGCCGCUGGUGGGCACCGCUCUCGGUGUGGUUAUCAACUUACUCGCCCUCGCAACGGUCACGGCAUGUUUCACACAGCGAUACUUGGCGGUGAGGAGAUGGCGUAGGCUGGCGUUUAUACCAUGGCUGGUCUUCACCAUCUACGCCGACUCGUGGACUUUCAUCUUCACGACUGCGGUCCUGCAACAUGGGCUAGGAGUAGCCUCGACGUAUGAGACGUGCUCGGCGGCCACUUUCCUCUGUCUUCUUUUCUACGUGACGACGAAGUUUAUAUACCUAUUCCUCGUUGAGAGAGCCUUUGUCAUCAGGAAUGGCUACAAGUCAAGGCUCAAAUCCAAGUUGUACCUGGUCAACUCGUUUGGCAUGAUUACUAUUUAUAUCACCGUUGGAAUUCUAGACAUUGUAUUCCGGAUCACAGAGUGGGAAAAAGGAAGCUGCCGGAUUGGCAUGCGGAAGGUUUCCAUGAUACCCAUGAUUUCGUUUGACUUUUUUGUAAAUAUGUACCUUACGACGCUAUUCCUCAUCCCUUUGCGGCGACUCUACGCCCGCAAACAUCUACCCCAAAACCCAGCUUCUGUUCGACUUCGAGCAGCUGCGUUGAGAGCAUUCAUAGGAGGAUGCUGCACCACGGCAAGCAGUAUAGUCAACCUGACAAUACUUAUGAUCAUGGAGGGCCAACCCGCUUGGAUAUGUCUCAUGUGUUGUAAUGCGGAUAUACUUUUCUCUGCCGUGGUGAUCCAAUGGGUAACUUCCAAAGAC
Molecule: messenger RNA, 813 nt
Organism: Pseudomassariella vexata
Lineage: Eukaryota; Fungi; Ascomycota; Sordariomycetes; Amphisphaeriales; Pseudomassariaceae
Exons: 11
Source: RefSeq, a predicted model, not a curated record